GACCUCUUCCAGUCCCUCCUCCCCUUCCCUUUCUUUUCCUUCUUCUCGGUAAGCAUCCUCGCUCUCUCGCUCCCGACCCGGAGCUCGAUUCCAUCACUCAUCUACUCUCAUUGACCCAAGUCAAUCACGCACAUCAAAUGGCAGCCCCGCCACCCACAGAGGAGCGCGAGAACCGCCGGACACACACCAAGUCUCGCACCGGCUGUCUGGUAUGCAAGAGACGGCGGGUCAAGUGCGACGAGACGCGCCCCCGUUGCCGCAAAUGCACGUAUGGGAACCGAGCGUGCGUGUACUCGUCGUCUUCGUCUUCGACGUUGCACCUGAUCCCCGGGAGCCCGAGCCCGAGGCCGAGGCCCAAUGGGCAUGAUCGUGCUGCCUCCGCCCGGACGCACUCUGCACACCAUGUAUCGAGGCCGGUACACGUCCAUAUUCCCGCCAUCAACAAUGCCUCGCCGUCCCCGUCUGGACAAUCACCUCGCGCCCACCCAGACGGCAACGGGCCGCUCACCUCCUUCAGCGUGCUUCAUCUCACCCUGUUCUACAACGCCAUCGCCAACAUGGCCGACUACAUGGCUCUCCAGGGCGAUAUCCACGUCAUCAUCAGCCACGCUCUGGGGAGCGCAUCAGAGGCCCCAUACGUCCUGUACCAGCUGCUGGCCCUGUCCGCGCUCCAUUCAUCUACGCGGCAGCCUCAAUCGUCGGCGCCCCCCCUGCAGCACGUGGCAACGGAGCUGCAGACGCGCGCGCUGGGCCUCUUCAACGGGACCCGCUGCCAUCUCUCGGACGAUACCUACCUCUCCGCCUUCCUCUUCGCCUCGUUUCUCGGCGUCCAUAGUCUUCACAUCGCCAUUGCCGAGCACCAGCACUCGGCGAGCAGCUUCAUCUCGGCGUUUGUCGACUACGUGCACAUUCACCGUGGUGUACGCUCCGUCAUCAGAGGAUACUGGGACCGCAUCAUGCAGUCGGACUUGAAGCACCUCCUCUCCAUCACGGCUUGGGUCGACGAGGCCGACACUUGCUCUUCCGAGCACACCGCCGAGACAGCCCGCUUGCGCGCCUGCCUGGACCAGUCGUCGUCGUCAUCGUCGUCGUCCCCCAUGCGAGCCUGCGUCGACGCCACUCGAUGGCUGGAAUGGAUCCUGCGACUCAAGGCGGACGGCCAUGACGAUCCACGGCGGGACGUGCAGGCCGUCAUGGCCUGGCCGCUGCUUGUUUCGGACGAAUAUACCGAGGCAUUAUACCAACGCCGACCCGAAGCCGUCGCCGUCUUUGCCUUUUACACGGCCGUCAUGUACCAGCAUCGCGACUUUUGGGUCUUUCGCAAUGUCGAGUCUGGGUUGGUGAGGGCCAUGGUUGAUCAUGUUGGGCCGUAUUGGGCCGACGCCUUGUCUUGGCCGCUGCUAGUUGUUCAAGGGGUGAAUCGGGGAAGAGGAGGUAGACAACGCAGUCGUUUUGAACGCGGUACAGACCCUUCUACACAAUGCGAUUCUACUCGAGGACACGCUUGAGUGAAGACACGUAACCCCAGUAUCGCACCAAGGUCGAUAGAAUAUAUGCUGUGCAAGCUCUAGACGGCUCGAUCUUGUCCCAACAUGUUCUCGAAUCACCUUUAAUUACGUGAGAAUGACUGGUCUCUUGCGGUUCGCCGCCUCUGUAAGUAUACUAUUCUCGGCAGUCUAGGGUAGCCCGGCGGACUAAAUCGGCCCCACUACGGAGUACCCUUUAAGUUCCUCUAUAAGCAUCAGAAAUUCAGAACCGCGAAC
Emericellopsis atlantica is the source of this 1763-nucleotide messenger RNA. RefSeq lists its product as uncharacterized. The record is from RefSeq and is a predicted model, not a curated record. The transcript has a single exon. Gene Ontology annotation, biological process: regulation of transcription by RNA polymerase II. Gene Ontology annotation, molecular function: zinc ion binding; DNA-binding transcription activator activity, RNA polymerase II-specific. The coding region runs from base 138 to 1508 and encodes 456 amino acids. NCBI's taxonomy places the organism in Eukaryota, Fungi, Ascomycota, Sordariomycetes, Hypocreales, Bionectriaceae.